AAUUUUAUUUUAUUUGAAUUGAACGAAACUGCUGCUUCUCUCUCUCUCUCUCUCCCCGGCAAACUCCACGAAAUUCUGCGAUUGUUUUUGUAUUCUUCUUUACCCACUCCGUUUUUCUUUAUAGGUGUAUAUUUGCUUCGGCUUGUUCAAUUUUUCACCUUUAUGUAUUUACUUGGGAUAUAGUACCAUUAUGCUGGCUAUAUCUGCAAGGCCAGUUAGAAUUUAAUAUAGCCAAUGAGGAUAACUACUUAUCUGUUGGGCUACCUGGCACCUACAUGGGCAAGUCUAGUUGCCGGCACCUUUGUCCUUGUCACUCUAGUGCUGUCAACAUACCUUGUGUUCGAGCACCUGUCUGCGUACAAGAAUCCUGAGGAGCAAAAAUUUUUGAUUGGAGUUAUCAUAAUGGUGCCAUGUUAUGCAGUAGAAUCGCUUGUAUCAUUGGUGAACCCAUCGAUUAGUAUUGAUAUCGAGAUACUAAGGGAUUGCUACGAGUCCUUUGCCAUGUAUUGCUUUGGAAGAUACCUUGUUGCAUGCUUGGGUGGGGAAGAGAGGACAAUUGAGUUUAUGGAAAGAGAAGGGCGUGCAAGUUCUAAGACGCCACUAUUAGAACACAGUUCUGAAAAAGGAACCGUGAAGCAUCCUUUUCCAAUGAGCUAUUUAUUGAAGCCGUGGAAACUAGGCCAAUGGUUUUACCAAGUUAUCAAAAUCGGAAUUGUUCAAUAUAUGAUAAUAAAGUCUCUAAGUGCUAUUUUAGCAGUAAUCCUUGAAGCCUUUGGUGUAUAUUGUGAAGGAGAAUUCAAAUGGGGAUGUGGGUACCCAUAUAUCGCAGUGGUGUUAAAUUUCAGUCAGUCGUGGGCUUUGUACUGUCUAGUUCAAUUUUAUACUGCUACGAAGGAUGAAUUGGCACACAUAAAGCCAUUGGCUAAGUUUCUAAUGUUUAAAUCAAUUGUAUUCUUGACUUGGUGGCAAGGUGUUGCGAUUGCUAUUCUCUACGCACUGGGUUUGUUCAAAAGUCCUAUAGCUCAGGCUUUACAGUUUAAGUCAAGCGUUCAAGAUUUCAUCAUCUGUAUAGAGAUGGGCAUUGCUUCCAUUGUUCACUUGUAUGUAUUUCCGGCAAAACCUUAUGAGCUAAUGGGAGACCGUUUCCCUGGAAGUGUUUCAGUUCUUGGAGACUAUGCAUCUGCUGAUUGUCCUUUGGAUCCUGAUGAGGUUAGAGACAGUGAGCGCCCUACAAAACUGCGCCUUCCUCACCCCGACAUUGAGGUCAGAAGUGGAAUGACUAUUAGAGAAAGUGUUCGGGAUAUUGUUAUUGGUGGUGGGGGACAUAUUGUGAAGGAUGUGAAGUUCACAGUAACCCACGCAGUGGUGCCUGUAGAAAAGGGGUUCACAAGGUUCGGUGAGAAGUUACAAAAGAUCUCUCAAAACAUGAAGAGGCAUGACCGGGACAGAAGAAGAACAAAAGAUGAUAGUUGCCUCGCCAUUUCAUCACCUACAAGGAAGGUGAUUCGCGGGAUAGAUGACCCUCUAUUGAAUGGGAGCAUGAGUGAUAGUGGGGUCUCAAAAGGAAAGAAACAUCGCCGGAAAUCAGGAUAUACUAGUGCAGAAAGCGGGGGAGAGAGCAGUAGCGACCAAAGCUAUAGUGGAUAUCUGAUCAGAGGUCAAAGGUGGGUUACCAAAGAUUAGUUGAAAAAAAAAAAAAGAAAAAAAAAAGGUUUACGAGGAUGG
Messenger RNA from Juglans regia (Persian walnut), 1725 nucleotides. Its product is annotated as protein LAZ1-like. Gene Ontology annotation, biological process: transport. Gene Ontology annotation, molecular function: transporter activity. Lineage: Eukaryota; Viridiplantae; Streptophyta; Magnoliopsida; Fagales; Juglandaceae. The record is from RefSeq and is a predicted model, not a curated record. The transcript has 9 exons. The coding region runs from base 235 to 1683 and encodes 482 amino acids.